Molecule: messenger RNA, 2544 nt
Organism: Microtus ochrogaster (prairie vole)
Lineage: Eukaryota; Metazoa; Chordata; Mammalia; Rodentia; Cricetidae
Gene: Slc4a1ap
Product: solute carrier family 4 member 1 adaptor protein
Exons: 15
Coding region: 130-2286 (718 amino acids)
Molecular function (GO): protein binding
Source: RefSeq, a predicted model, not a curated record
AAAAGGAACUCCAACAUUGCCGCCCAUAAAAGGGGCAGGAAGCUGGGCAGGAGAUACAUGUGCAGGAACGUGGAGAACGAGUGGCCGGGGUUUCGGAGGGACACAUUUUGAGGUUGCACCCGACUGAGGAUGGCUGAUACUACCUCUCAGCCAGAACCGCCAGCUCCUCAGGAAGUCAGUAGCGAGUUUAAGAAGCCUGUUUUGCCGGUGCCGCUAGCUGUGCGAAGUAAGGCUCCAACCUCCGGUCCCGCAGCCCCUGAGGAUGUGGAGAAGGAAUGCCCCUCGGUGCUGCUGGACCCCGGCUGUAGGGAGCCCGAGGUCCCAUCGGCUCAGCCGGAUAACAGGGAGACUGGGAGUCCACCGGCGGAGCAGCUCCGGUCCCCGCGGGUAGCUACUGCUUCUGGCGGUCCGGCCCGGGCUCCCCCAUACCAAGAGCCAUCGUGGGGCAGCCCAGCCACGGCCCCCUACAGUCUCGAAACCCUGAAGGGUGGCACCAUCCUUGGCACCCGCACCUUGAAAGGGAUGAGCUGUUGCCUUUUUGGGAGGCUUGCUAACUGUGACAUAUGCCUGGAGCAUCCUUCCGUGUCUCGGUACCAUGCGGUGCUACAGCAUCGGGGGUCUGAUCCCGACGGAGAAGCUGACAGUCAUGGGCAGGGCUUCUAUCUCUAUGAUCUGGGAAGUACCCACGGUACUUUCCUCAACAAAACUCGCAUCCCUCCCCGCACUUACUGUAGAGUUCACGUUGGGCAUGUUUUUCGCUUUGGAGGCAGCACCCGGCUCUUUGUCCUUCAGGGGCCAGAGGAAGACCGAGAGGCAGAAUCUGAGUUAACGAUAACACUGAAGGAACUAUGUAAGGAUCAUGGAUGUCAUUCAUACAUCUUCUCAAAGAACAUUUGUUCUUUCUUGUGCCCUGCAGGCGAGGAUGCUGUAGAGGAUGAGGCUGAAGAGAACCCCAUUGCCCUGGAUUUUCAGCAGGACCGGGAGGCAUUUUAUAUAAAGGAUCCGAAGAAGGCUCUGCAAGGCUUCUUUGAUAGGGAAGGAGAAGAAUUAGAAUAUGAAUUUGAUGAGCAGGGGCAUAGCACUUGGCUCUGCAGGGUGAGAUUACCUGUAGAUGACUCCGCGGGGAAGCAGCUUGUGGCUGAGGCCGUUCACUCAGGGAAGAAGAAAGAAGCGAUGGUACAGUGCUCCCUGGAAGCUUGUCGGAUCCUUGAUACAUUGGGACUGCUGCGGCAGGAAGCGGUAUCCCGGAAAAGGAAAGCCAAGAACUGGGAAGAUGAAGAUUUUUAUGAUAGUGAUGAUGAUACGUUCCUUGAUCGGACUGGCCUGGUCGAGAAGAAGCGUUUGAACCGAAUGAAGAAGGCUGGGAAGAUCGAUGAGAAGCCAGAAACUUUUGAAUCACUGGUUGCGAAGUUAAACGAUGCUGAAAGGGAGCUCUCUGAAAUUUCUGAGAGGCUCAAGGCGUCAAGCAAAGCUCUAUCAGAAUCGUCAUCACAGGAUUCUUUAGAUGUAUUUAUGUCAGAAAUGAAGUCUGGAAGCACAUUAGAUGGUGUGUCCCGGAAGAAGCUUCACUUGAGGACUUUUGAACUAAGAAAAGAACAACAGAGGCUUAAAGGGUUAAUAAAACUUGUAAAGCCAGCAGAGAUUCCAGAACUAAAAAAGACUGAACUUCAGACAACAAAUGCUGAAAACAAAGCGAAGAAACUUGCAUUACCUCUCUUUGGUGCCAUGAAAGGAGGAAGCAAAUUCAAAUUAAAAACUGGAACAGUAGGGAAGUUGCCGCCCAAGCGUCCAGAGCUCCCUCCAGCUUUAAUGAAAAUGAAGGAUGAACCUGAAGUAGAAGAAGAGGAGGAAGAGGAAGAAGAGGAGGAGAAAGCGGAGGAGAAGCAUGAAGAGCACAUGGAAGCUGGAAACAGUAGGCUGCCUCAAGAGAUGGAGACAGAGCUGGGAACAGCAGUGGACCAGAGAGCCCCCCCAGAUCCCUCUUGCUCUGUGGAGACAGAAGGCCACGAAAACAUGUCUCAAUUCAGCCAAGUGGAACGGAGUGAAGAUUAUCCAGAGAUGGACAAACUAGCCUCAUCAUGUGAGGACCCUUCAGUAGCACCAAAGAAUGAAUAUGAAAAAAAGAGAGAUGAGUUGAAGAAAAAGAAAGCUCCUGGUCCAGGCAAAUUUCCACCCGUACUUUCUUCCAAAUACCCUGAAGACGAUCCAGACUACUGUGUGUGGGUUCCACCUGAAGGUCAAAGUGGAGAUGGCAGAACUCAUCUUAAUGACAAGUAUGGCUACUGAUUGGUUCAGCGUCCCAAAGGAAGAUCUUGAGGACCACAGGCUCUUUGGGAUGAUACAUUAAGUCACGGCUAGAGAAAUUUAGAAGACCGUUUGUAAAAUCUGGUGACUGACUUUUUCUUCUGUAUUCCUGGCUUUCUAAAAUUAUCUGCCUAUUAGAUUUUUCUGAAUUUUGGUGUUUAUAUUUAAGUGUUUGUGUAUAUAUGUAAAAAGGAACCAUGUACACUGAAAAUCAAUAAAAUAAGAGGCAUGACCCCACUA